This is a messenger RNA of Momordica charantia (bitter melon), 850 nucleotides long. RefSeq lists its product as uncharacterized. The record is from RefSeq and is a predicted model, not a curated record. Gene Ontology annotation, cellular component: nucleus; cytoplasm. Lineage: Eukaryota; Viridiplantae; Streptophyta; Magnoliopsida; Cucurbitales; Cucurbitaceae.
UAGCCGUAGGCUAAAAUCCACGAUGACUUUGUAUUACGCGGCAUUCCGAUAAGCACACAAACUUGCAGACAAACCAGAGGAGGAGUCAGCACACCACCGACCACCGCCCAAUCCCUUUAAUCUGUCGACUCCAGUCCGGCGUAUAGCCACGAUUCUCUGAAGCUUCCACCUUCCUCUACCUCUCUCUCCGUUGCCGUUGCGGUUCGAUGAGGGACGAUUGGGACACUGGAUUGCCGGGCUCCGAUCAGCCGCAAUCCGACCGAGAAUCCUUUAUUAAUUUCGAUUUCUCCUCUUCCUCAACUAAACCUAAGGACUAUUACAAUACGUUGGAGGUGGAUUAUGAUGCGACCGAUGAUGAUAUUCGAGGCAAUUACAUACGGCUGGCUCUGAAAUGGCAUCCUGAUAAGCAGAAAGAUCAGGAUGUUGCAACUUCCAGAUUUCAGGAGAUAAACGAGGCUUAUCAAGUUUUGAGUGAUCCCAUCAAGAGGAGAGAAUACGACAACAAAGGCAUGCUGUACACAUAUGAUUACACCGUAGUUGAAUAUCUCAGCCGUUACAAAGGGCUUAUAUUGACAUGCAAUGGCCUUGGAAUUAAGCAUUCAAUUUGGUAAAAAGAAGAAAAACAGACACACCAUUCUUAUUCCUAAACAUCCCUCUCAGUACAUGUGGGAACAUUUGGCCUAUUAUAUUAUCAUCUCAUCUGCUGACAUGACAAUUCAAGUUGCCCACAGCCAAUGCUUUCUACUUUCGGCUGGCUCUCUCAUCUUUGUAUAAAAUACCCAAAUAAUAACCUUCAUAUUUGUAUCUAUUACUUCACUCCUACCAUGUUCUAAAUCUUUGGCCUUCUUUC